Molecule: messenger RNA, 1645 nt
Organism: Acanthochromis polyacanthus (spiny chromis)
Lineage: Eukaryota; Metazoa; Chordata; Actinopteri; Pomacentridae
Exons: 6
Coding region: 145-1002 (285 amino acids)
Source: RefSeq, a predicted model, not a curated record
AACACUGAGCUUCUCUCAGACUCCGCUUCUCACUUUCCUCCAGGCAGCAGGCAGCAGUUUGCUCCAAGAGGCCGAAAAGGAGGAGGAGGGGGAAAAAAAAAAAGAAGGAGGCAGGAGGGGACGAUCUGUGGCACAUUUCCCAGGAUGGAGAAGGAUUCUCCAUCCAAGCCAUCUGUGGCUGAGCUGGCUGGAAGGUUCAAGGGUCAUAUUCUACCGAUGCCCAACUCAAAUGACGAGCUGUCAUUUCGAAGAAGACCUCCUCCUUGCUCCCUGAAGUUGCAGAAUCAAGCGGAUGAUAAUGAAGAGUCAGAUAAAUCUAUCACCUCGCAAAAACCCUUCAAAAUCAAGAUGAAGAACUCCGCCAUCAUUGAGAAACUGCAGGCCAACCUUGCUCUGUCGCCCACUGCUCUGUUGCCGUCGCCCAGAAGUCCGGAGGUGAAGCUGCAGCCCGCGCCGCUGUCGCCCACGACGCCCUGCAGCCCCCUGAGCCCUCUGAGCCCCACCCUGAGACCCUCACAUCUGUCCAGCGAAGAGGAGGACCGCAUCAGCUUCGACAGCCCUCCUGAAGGCACCCCGCUGCCGAGCAUCAACAAGACCCGUGCACGAUUAUCAUUCAAGAGGCGUCUGCCCACCAGACAGCACCGGAGGUCAGCAGGGGAGGAGGCGGGGGCCUUCGGGAGCGGCCUGUCCCCGACUGAACUGCACAGCCCCAAAGAAAAUGGGGACGAGGAGCAGGUUUUCAGCAGCCCGACGGAGGAGGAGGCCGAACCCGGGCAGGUGGGCGCUCUGAAAGAAGCUGAAAACAAGGAGGAGGACUGCGAAAACACAGAGGCAGAGGUAGAAAAGAGUGACCCGGAGGACAGGCGGGAUCCGGAGAAGGAAGUGGAACGAGAAAAGACCAUGGAGGGUUCGGACGAAGAAGGUCAGCUUCCAGAGCAGACAGACGGUGAUGCUAAGACAGAAGAGGAAAUGCCUCAGCAAGGGGGAGAUGACAGGGAGUGAACUGUGAAUGUUUAAGAAAGACAAAUCUAUAAAUAAAUUAUUCAUUGCUUUGAUUGAGAGAACUCUGAAAAAUCCUCCUCAUUGAGAGUUCACCUGUUUUAAAUGUUCUUGGUACCUGCUCCUCUAAGUUCCUCUGCCGCCCUCUCCUGGCCGUCUAUAGAACAACGUCUAUAAACACUGGAGAGUCAUGAGAAGCAGCUGUUUUUUUUCUGCACAUGGAGAAAAGUUGACACUGUCUCCAUGAUCACAGGAAAUUUCCUUCAUGUCGUACCACGUCUGCAGGACUCCUGUUUUUAUGAAAAUCUAUGAAAAAGACUUUGUUAAGAGUGCACUUCUACAUCAUGAGCCUCAUACACCGAACUGUACAAUGCUGGGUUGACAAAAGGCAAAAAUAUUAGUAGAUUUCAUAUAUAUGUAUACAUUAGCAGAUAUAUAAAUGUUUUGACAUCAUACCAAAUCACUUUAAGUUGAAGUUAUAUUCCUUGCUUAGUUUUUCUUUGGAUGUAUGUUGGUCUCAGCUUGUCCGUUAUUUUCUAUACUACAGAAAAAAAUAUAAAAUUCACAGUGCGACUGUGGAGUGGCUCAGGUCCUCAGAAAUUAUGCACAAGAAAUUGUAAUAAACAGCUUCUUUAUGUGAAGAAAA